Messenger RNA from Drosophila obscura, 1728 nucleotides. RefSeq names its product pre-mRNA-splicing factor CWC25 homolog (gene Cwc25). Lineage: Eukaryota; Metazoa; Arthropoda; Insecta; Diptera; Drosophilidae. The transcript has 3 exons. The record is from RefSeq and is a predicted model, not a curated record. The coding region runs from base 84 to 1607 and encodes 507 amino acids. Gene Ontology annotation, cellular component: U2-type spliceosomal complex. Gene Ontology annotation, biological process: mRNA splicing, via spliceosome.
ACUAUCGAUAGUGCCCUCGAUGGUUUGACACCUCUACGUUUUAUUAAUUUGUUUUGCAGUAAAAACAUAAAUAUUGCACAAAAAUGGGUGGUGGUGAUCUGAACUUGAAGAAAUCAUGGCAUCCACACACGAUGAAAAACCAGGAGAGGGUUUGGAAAGCAGAGGAACAGGCUAAGAUGGAAGAGAGGAAAUUGCAAGAUCUACGGAAGGAAAUCCACGAAGAGCGGGACCGGGAAGAGCUGAGGCGCCUUGGCGAGAGCUCUGGUGUGCUGGCCGGCAGUGGAGGAGCCCCCGGCGAGGCAAAGCUGGAAUGGAUGUACAAAAACAGCACGGAGCUGAUCAACCGCGAAGAGUACCUGCUGGGCCGUAAGAUUGACAAAUCAUUUGAAACGCUGCAAGCCGAGGAGCGUCGACAGGAGCACGACAAUGUGGGCGUCAAACAUUCCAUCAAUCAUGUCGAGCACGAGUGUGUGCCCUUUUCCAUACGAUCGUACCGCAACCUGCAGUCCACGGAGCAGGUCGACAUGCAGCGCAAGACCAUGGAGGACCCUCUGAUGCUCAUCAAGCAGCGCGAAAUGGAAUCGCGACGAAAGCUUCUAGAGAAUCCAGUCAAACUGAAGGAAAUUCAUCGUAUUCUCAAGACAGAGCAGGAUCUGAAAGCCGCUAAAGAAAAAAAAACAAAAAAGAGUAAAAAGUCAAAAAAAAAGAAAAAUAGCAAGAAGUCCAGCGAUGAAUCGAGCAGCAGCGAAAGCGACGAGGACUUGGACCGAAAGCUGGCACGGCAAGUCAGCAAGCUGAAGGGUGACGCGGGGAAUGAGGACUUGAAACUGGACAAGCUAUUGGACGCAAAGUAUCGGACGAUAUCCAAGCAGCUGGACAUUGCGACAAAGAGGAAGAAGAGCAAAAAGUCGAGACGCAAAAGCAGCGACAGUAGCAACGAAAACAGCACCGAUGAGCGGGCCCGCAGAAGGUAUUCUGAGCACAGGAGAAGGGAUGACCGGAAUGGGAGCUUAAGGCUCAGGGAAAAGCGGAGAAGCAACAGUCCAGAGGAACCGAGAGCACAUCGUGGUGGCAGCAGCAGCCGCAGCCGCAGCCCACGACGAGAGCAGCAGACACAACGUCGAAGAAGCCCAGAAAGAGGGCACCCACGCCCACGUAGGGAGCGAGAUCAAAGAGACCGAAACAAGAAACACACUGAUCGCAGCAGGGAUCACCCAGGUCGAACAGAUGACAGCAGAGACCGAAGUUCAAUCCGUCGCCGCCGCAGCCCCAGCCCCAGCCCGGCACCAAAACGACCUUCACCCCCUAAGCGCAACGCCGGAAAACCCAAGCUCAGCGAAGCCGAUCGUGAGGCUCGUCUGCGAGAGAUGAUGGACAAUGCCACAUGGCGAGAGGCCGACCGCACCCAAGCCGUGCGAAAGCACCGCGAGGCGUAUGCCAGGGAAGAAGCGCAGAACAGGGAGCGCGACUUUGAUAAGGAGUUCAUCAACAAGGAGGUGAAGAAGGCCAUUUCCAAUCACAACUCGAUUGGGGAUCGCAUACGGGCCAAUCUCAACAAUAUACAGCGCACCUCCUCCGCCAUGGAUACAAACUUUGCACGAAAGUAGAAACCAAAGUAGAAGUAAGCUAAAUAAUAUUCCUUUAUUUCAUAUGCAUUUCAUGUUGAAACAAAAUUAUGCAACUUUCUGUUUGUGAGUCUUACAAGAUAAACGACGCGAUCAACAUUCA